UGACAACUGUAACCUGUCCGUUGUCAGGACGCUAAAACAAGUUAUGGAUUAACAUUAAUAUGAGUCGUUUAAGACCAUCGACAUAUCUUCUUUUUUUUAAAUAAACAUCUUGGAAAGUAAAAGCUUCACAUCUUUUGAACAUUCUUCUUUACAGAGACCAGCUAAGAUUCGGUUAUUCAUCGAUUUCUUUUGAAAGUGACACCAUUUUAAAAUUUCAACAAUGACUCCAAUGAACUGGAAUAUAAUCAUGAAAACAACCAAAAGUAACAUAGAAGAUGACUCUGAUAUGUUGUUGGAAAUGAUCAAAUCUUUUGACCAUAAUAAGGAGACAGAAAUUGAUCGUUUGAAGAAGUUAUUUGAAGUGACUCGGGAGUUGAUAGUAUUGAAAAAUGAUCAGUUGGAGGAGGUAAUUGUAAAUAUGGAAGAAGAAACUAAAAAAGAAGCAAAAAGAGAACAGAAAUUGCAAGCUAAAAUUAAAGAGUUAGAACUCUUGAGUAGCAAUCUGAAGAAAUCUAGUAUAGAUGGAGAUUAUACAUCUUCCAGUACCAGAUACUUGCAAGAAGAGAUUAAUCAUCUAAAUAACCAAAUUCAUCAUUUAACUGAAGAAAAUAUGGAAUUGCAAAGAGAUCUAGAUGACGAAAAGAGAUCUAGUGAAAGGUAUAAUUCACAGAUCAUUGAUCUUGACAGAGAGAAGAGUGUUCUGCGACAAGAAAAUGACCAAAUGAGACAGGACAUCAGUGACUAUAAAAUGCAGCUGCAAUCUCAAAGAGAUAAUUUAUUGCAUCAGAAAGAAGGAGAUCUGGAAUAUAAAGAAAAAGUAUUACAAAAGAAUCGACAGCUUGGUGAGGCAAUGGAAGAAUUACAGAAUUUAACUGAUGCUAAUGAAGAACUGAAAGAGCAAGUUGAAAAACUGACCAAAAAGUUGGCAGAAGCUGUCAAAGAUAUUGAUCAAACAACUGAAGAUUAUUUAAGACUUAAGAAAAUUGUUGAUGAUGGUGAUAAUGUCAAUGAUAGAUUGAAAGAAGAGAAUAUAAUAAUGAAAAGCCAGCUUACUGAUUUAAUGGAGAGGUUGCAAGUCAGAUCAGAUUCUGAUGAUUCUGUCAUGUUAGCAGUGAAUGAAAAAGUGAACGAAUGGAGGAAAAUUCUUAUAGAAAAAGACAGAGACAUCAUUAGUUGUCAAGAAGAAAUCAUGCAUCUUCGUAAACAGUUGGAAGCAGUAAAUUUAGAUGCUGAUCGUGCUUCAUUAGUUGCUCUGACAAAGGUGGUAGAAGAACGAGAUCAACAAAUUUAUGAGUUGACUGAAGAGAUAAAGAAUCUAACAACAGAAAUGAAUGCAAAUGCAGCCAUUAUGGAAGAUUUGAAGAAUGACCUGAGCAAAAAACCAAAAGACCAUUUACAUAAAAAAUUGAAAGAACUUGAAAUUCAGAUGUCAAAUAAAGAUAAGCUUUUGAAAGAUGCUGAAAAAUCAGUUAAAGAGGCUGAAAAUGAUGCACUUGAGAAAGACAAAUUGCUGGUCGAUGCUUUAGAAAGAAUGCAUCAAUAUGAAUCUGGAGAAUAUGGGCUUGCUGAAGCUGUGAGCGAAAUCAAAGAAUUGAAAAACCGAUUGAUAACUCACCAAAGAGACAUUGAAGACUUUGUGAAGCUUAUUAACAAAAGUGAGGCAAACAUGAGUGAAUUAACAGAGGAAAAUGAAGUACUUCGAUCAAAACUUGGUAUGGACCCUAGAAAACCAAUAGAUAUUAAAGAUUUUCAUUCUGAUAUUACCAUCAAGAAAGAAGAACAACGUGCAUUGAAUAUUGUCCUUCAGAAAGAGAUUGAACGUCUUGAAGAAGAAAGGAUUUUAUUGAAGCAAAACUUACGGAAACUUGCUCAACAAACAGGACAAAGGGCUGUUGCUUUGGGUCUUACUGCUGAUGAUAUGAUAUCCAUUCAGAAUUAUACUGAAGGGUUGAAAAUGAAGAAUUUAUCUAAUGUUAAUGCAGAAGUUCCCAAAAAAUUAACAGAGGUUGAAGAUUUGAAAAUGAAGCAUACAGAACUUAAUGAAGAUUUCAAAUUAAAUUUGCAACAAUUGGAUGAUUAUAAACAAGAAAACAUUGCAUUAAAAACCCAGAACAAACAGCUUGAAAAAGACAAUGCAGCAUUGCUAGAAUCGUUGAAAGAACUUAAUACAAAUAUGAAAAGUGGACUUGCAUCAAAUUCAGAAGAAGGAAUUAUCAAGUGUCCCUCUUUGGAAAAGAUUCUUGAAAAUAUGGAAAAUAAACCUGCUUCAGAACAUCAGGAAGUCAUUCCUUACUUGAAAGAACAAAUUAAAAAUUUGGAAAAUUGGAAUAAUGAACUGCGGUCAGUUUUCAAAGAUUCUCGUCAUGAAACCAAUUUGGCUAAAUUGGAAGCUGAAAAGGCUAAUGAAAAAGUAAAAAAAGUUGAACAAGAACUUGCCAAUUUGCAACAGCAAGCAUUUCCAACACAAGGCAAGUUUCAACCAUUGGCACUACCAGAAGAUAUGCCUGUUAAUAGUUCUGAGUUAAUUGCAAAUCUAAACGAACACUUAAUUGUCACAUUAGAGGAGUUGUUUAUUCAUCAAGAGCAAAUAAAACAGACUGAGAGCAGUUUGGAAUCCUAUCACAGAAAAUUUGCUGUUGUGAGACAACAACUGGGUCUGCUUUACGCUGACUAUAUCAAAUCAAAUCAGGAACAUGAAACUGAAGUAACAACGUUGAAAGAAAAAAUAAAUCAAUUAGAAGACUUAAAUCAGCAGAACCUUGUCAAAUUGCAGGAAUUUGAUCGCUUACAGGAUUCUUUAGCUCACGAUGAAUCUGAAAUUACUAGACGUUUGUCUGAACAGAGUCGGAGAAUGACUGUGUUAGCUGUAAAUGAGAAAGCACUCACUCGUAGCUAUCAUACUAUGUCAGAAAUUGAAAAAUCUGCUAGAAAGGAAAUAUCAAAACUGAGAAACGAUUCUAUUUCAAUGGAAAAAGCUGUGACUGAGAAAAUUGGUUACUUACAACGUCAUAAGUACACUUCCACAUUCAAGAUAAAUGCUUUGCAGAAGGCUCUGGAAGAUUCCGUAUCUUCUGAAGAGUUGGAAAAGGCUAAUAAAGAGUACCAAACUCUUACAGAAAACUACCGAGAUCUUUUAGAAAGAGAACAUCUGUUUAUAGCAAAAUCCGAAGCAUUUGCUGGUCUUGAGGAGGAAGUAAUUCAACUGAAGAAUGAAAAUGAACAUUUAAACAAAAUACUUGAACUAGAAAAAGACAAAGUUAAUGUCUUAUCAGAUAAUUUUGAAAAGAUGAAGAACGCCGAUGCAAAGUCAGUAAAUGUUAAUGAAAAUGGAAGUCAAACUGAGAAACUGGUGAGAACUGAAAUGAAUGAAUUGCAUGAAAAGCAACGGGCUGAGCAUGCAGUUCAAAUGUAUGAUAAGUCAAAGUUCCUGAUUACUGGUUUGGAAAAACGAAUCAAAGAACUGGAAGAAAAUUUGGCAGAAGUUUCCCAAGUAAACAAUACAUAUAAAAAAUCUGAAGAGCAAUUACGAGAAGAGUUAGCAAAUGCAGCAACCAAAGAUGUAAGUGAAUCAGAUAGUAAGAAAAUUGCAGAACUUGAAGAAAAUGAAAUAUGCCUGAAAGCUGAAAUCUCCAAAUUAAAAGAAAUAGCUGAUGUGGCGACUUACCAAGUGUUAGCAUUUGAGAAUCAGCAGGUAUCUCGUGACAAAGAAGUCCUUUCACUACGUCAACAGUUACUUGACUUCCAAGCUCAAAGUGAUGACAAGACUGUUAUAGGGAAACUACACCGUCAAAUUGUGCAACUUCAAGUCAGUGAAGGAACAGCGGUUCAGAAACUUGAAAAUGAGAUGCGUAAAAUUAACAAACUUGAAGCCCAUAUUCUUCAGCUGGAGCAACAGAUCGAUGCUAAAAACCAAACCAUUUAUCACACUCGGAUUGACUCUCAGAAUAAAAUCAAACAGUUAAAGAAGAAUUUAUCUGAAGUACAUCGACAAUAUGCAGGAGCUAUUCCACUUUCCAAACAGGAGAAAUUUGCAAAUAAUAUGAUUCAGCUGCAAGAAGAUAAGUCCAAAAUUGAAAGAGAAUUAGUGGAGGUUAAGGAACAACGCAGGCAAGUGGAGGAUAAAUUGGCAGAGUUAGAACUUCUCCAGUUGGGGAAGGAAGAGAUGAAAGAGAUAACAAUUAAGGGAGGUCAUGAAGGGGUUAAGAAGGUGGCAGAAUGGCAUUCAAAGAUGGAAACCUUACGAUUGAGUCAAAUGAAACAAACCCGUCAAAUAUCAAGAUUACAAGAACAGAUAUCACUCUAUGAAAAAACCAUAAAAAAUCAAGAAGUGGCUAUAGCUGAUUUAGAACGUAAAAAUGUAAAGUUAUCUAAAGAAUUUGAAAAGCAUCAACUUGACUGGGAAUUCCGAGAACAAGAGUUAGAGAGGACAAUAAGUAAUUUGGAAAAACAAGCUUCAGAUUUUACUUCUGCAACUGCACAGUUUAAUAAAAACUUUGGUAAACUGCCAGAUACUUCCCAACCUGUGGCUGUUCAACUUGAAAAUGCUAUUGUUACUAUAAAACAGAACAUGAAAGAAAUAUCUGACACCAAAGCCCAAUCUCAAGUUCUUAAAAAGAGAGUUGAACAACUGCAAGCUGUAGCUCAGGAGGCUGAAGCAAAUCUCAUUGCUAAAGACAAACUAAUUGCUGAGAUACGGCUUCAGAUGCCAGCUACCGUGGAUCGUAAUAUUUUCCUUAAAAAUCUCAGUGUAUCAAAGAAUAAGAAGGAAGAAUCCAAUGAAGGUCAUUUUGAAACCCAGCAAGCUAUUAAAGUUGCACAUUGUGCUGUUUCAAGUCUUAAGGCAAGGAUCCAGCUGAAAGAAGAAUCUAUAAAGAAUCUUCAAGAGCUUUUGAAAACUGCCCAUGAGGAUAUGGAAAAAAUGACCCAAAAACAUUUUGAAGAAUUGCGGUCUAUGCAGUUAAAAAUGCAAGAGAAUGCUGAUAGAUCUUAUAUGAAGUUUAAAGAAGCAGCUACAGAACUGGUUAAUAAAUCUAGCAAAGAUGAAGCUUUCAAAAAGCAGAUGAUACAUAUGUCUGCCCUUGAAGAUUUAAUUGCUGAGCGAGAUGAAGCUAUGUCUGGUCUAGUAAUUCAGAUUAAAACUAAAAAUGAAGAAAUCCUGGCUCUACGUGUUAAACUACAACAGAUAAUUGGAGAGAAAGACCAAGCUAAGGAAGAGUUGUUAAGAAAACAUGAUGCAGAAUUAUCAGAGAAGAGUAAAGAACAAAAUAUGUUAUCCCAACAAGUUAGAGAGCAAGAAAAAGAAAUUCAGAUAUUGAAAGAAGAAAUUUCCUGUGUAAAAGAAGCCAACAGCCGAGCAUCUUAUGCCAAUGUGGCAAAACUGACUGAACAAUUAAGGAAUCAAUUAUUGCAGAAAGAAAACCAAAUUCAGGCCUUGAACAAAGCAUUGUCUAAAAUUCGCACUGAUUUGCUGGAACAAACAGAACUAACUACACAAAUACAACAAGCAGGGAAGCAACAAGAGGCACAAAUAAAAAAGAAAAUUGAUAAGCAAACAGAAAAUUUGUCUAGUGAAAUCGAAGAAAUUCGAAGCCAAAAUGAAAAACUGAAAUCAGACUUGAAGAAAAAGCAUGAGCGAGAAGCUAAUUUACAGUCUGAAUUGGGAGAAUUGCAGGAGAAACUUGAAAAGAAAAAUUCCUUAAUUCAGAAGCUAAAACAAGAAAAGCAGCAAAACAAUCAUCAGAUUACUGAACUGGAGAAGAAAAUUGAAAGAAUGAAAGCAAGUUCACAGAAGUUGCAAGAAAGUGAAGGCCAAGAAUUAAGUGAAAUGCGUAGAAAAGUUUUGUACCUAGAAGAAGAAUCAAAGGCCCGCCAACAUCAAGCUGAGAAACCUUAUGAACAAAUGAAAACAGAGAAACCAAAGAAUGUUGAAGUUAUAAAAUGGGAAGAAAAGAAAAAAUGGGAAAAAACUGUGGAAAAAAUGAAAGUUAAAAUUAAAGAUUAUGAAUCAGAAAAUGAAAGAUUUCAGAAGGAAGUAAAACGACUUAAGAUUGCAUUGGACAGAUCAAACAGAGAAAAAGAAAUCCAUGAAAAUAAAACGAAAAGUGUUCCUAGAGCCAAGCCUUUCUCUGCUUCAAGUUCUGCUGUUGAUGAUCUGAAGCAUAUUUAUGAACUGGAAGAACUAAAAGAAUUAAAUUAUAAACAAUCAGAAGAAAUUUCAAAACUGAAUCGAAAAUUAUCAAAACAUGAAGAUCAAAUGGUUAAAGAAGUUGCUGAAGAAAAUAAACAUCUUUUGAAACAAGUUGAAGAAUUAAAAAAGGCACUUGAUUCUAAAUUCGUGGAAGGAAAGGACAACAUAAACUGUAAGGAAUAUCAGACAUUGUUUGAGAAAAACCAUGAUCUACAGAAACAACUGUUGCAGUUAUCAAAAGAAAACAUUGAAAUUCAUUUUGAAAUGGAAGAAGCCAAAAAAGAUGUACCUCGUUUAAAGGCUCGUGUUGAUGAUUUGCAAACAUAUAUUGAAGCAUUAAGAGCAGAAAACAAGCGUUUAAGUGGGGACAAAUCAGAGGUUACAAAGGUUGGUGAAAGUGGUAAAAGUCCAAAGGAGCUGGAGAAAAUAAUUGCAUUGCUUAAAAAAGUAGUUGACCGUGUGCAGUCAGAGAAUGAACAAUUGAAGAAGACAACUGGAACAGCUUCUCUGAAACAAGAAAAUCUUGAUUUGGUUCAGAAAGUUAGAGAUCUUGAAAAGAAAUUGGGACAGUCCUCUACAGAUAAACAUCUUACAAAAGAGAAAGGAAUGACAAAAUUAAUGGCUGAUUAUGAGAAACUUAGAAAAGAUUUAUUAAAAGAGACUGAUCUCAAAAUGAAACUUCAAAACCAAGUUGAGAACCUACAAGAGGAACAACGAAUUUUGAAACACACAGUAGAGGGAGGUGGCAUAAAGUUUGUUAAAGGUAACAACACAUUGCAAUCUUCUGAAUCCAAAAUUGAUACAAUAAAGAAACUGGAAGAAGAUCUUGAAAAUAAGCGUAAAACAAUGGCAGAUAUGAAAAUUCUUUUACGAGAAUCUGCUGAGAGAGAACAAGAUUUGCUUCAAGAAAAACAAGAAUUAUUAAGAAAGAUUCAUCUGUUAGAAAAUAUUCCAAAUGAAUCUAUCAAUUCAGAUGCUGCAUUAAACCAUGCUUACAGAAAAGCCAAGUUAACAAUAAGUGAACUGCAAAGCGAGAAAAAUGAACUUUUCAAAGAAGUGAAACUUCUACAACAAAAGCUCCAUGGGGAAGUACCAAAAAUGACUGAAGACAUGUUACAGAAAGCUAGAAGCUAUGAUUCUUUAAUAUCUAAAAACACAGAGCUUACAGUACAACUGAAAACAUUGAAACUUGAAAAAGAUAAACAAUCCUCUGAAAUUUUCCAGCUAAAAGAUGAACUGAAGAAUUUUAGACCAGAAUUCUUUGAAGAGAUUGAAGAUUUGAAGUACAAUUAUAGAGAAGCUAUGAAAAAACUUGCACUUUAUGAAAAUAAAUGACAACAAGAGAAAAAGUAGUCCUUUGUGUGCUUCCUUAUGGCAGCACCAUCACUGAUGUCUUAAAACAAUUUGAAAAGCCAGAUGAUAAGUGCAGCCGGAAUGAGAAGAUUGGGUGCAGCCUUAUUAUUUGGUAUGGCUGACUGGACAUUCAACCUGUUUUGACACUGGAGGCAUGCACAAGAGUAUACAAAAAUAUGUACACACAGAGAGAAAGGGAGGGAGAGGGAAAGAGAGUAAGAGAGAGAGAGAGAGAGAGUACAAUUUAUUAACUGAACAUCUUUGACAUGAACAUUUUCCCUCUCCUCAUACACAUAAAGAGAAAUAUAUUUGCAUAAAUAAACAGAGAGAGAGAGAGAGAGAAAGAGACAGAAACAUUAAAACAUCUAAUGUCAAAUAGGCCAGCAAUGAAUCAAUAAUGCCAAAUAGGUGGCACCAAAAUGCUGUGUCAAAGCAUCUCAUACCUGGCACAACAGUCAUUGAUUGCUGCAGUGCCUCUUUGUGUAGAGAUGUUAAAGUGUGCAACAGGAUUGUAGCACAGAUUAAAGAACAGCAUAUCCAAGGUGCAAACUCUGCUGCACUGAUUUCCAAUCUUUUAAGGCACUAAAACUGUAAUGGUACUCUGUCACCUUUAAAAGUUUUCUCUACUAAGAAACUGGUAUUAAAAUUAUUUAAAAAUAGAUGGGUGCUUGGACUUUGCCACAUUGAAAUUACUAUACACUGAUAUUAACUGGCACUUUGCUGGUUACUACAAGUGUUUCCAUUGAGCUGAUCUAUGGAACAGCCUGCUUGUAAAAAUUAACAUGCAAGUAGCUGAGCACUCCACAAACAUGCAUUCCCUUAAUGUAGUUCUCAGAGAGAUUCUGUGUGAUGCAGUGUGUGGCAAGGUUGGCCCUUU
Octopus sinensis (East Asian common octopus) is the source of this 8417-nucleotide messenger RNA. Its product is annotated as centrosomal protein of 290 kDa-like. The coding region runs from base 221 to 7522 and encodes 2433 amino acids. The record is from RefSeq and is a predicted model, not a curated record. Lineage: Eukaryota; Metazoa; Mollusca; Cephalopoda; Octopoda; Octopodidae. The transcript has 59 exons.